Cuscuta epithymum is the source of this 877-nucleotide messenger RNA. NCBI's taxonomy places the organism in Eukaryota, Viridiplantae, Streptophyta, Magnoliopsida, Solanales, Convolvulaceae. The record is from the annotation of a GenBank genome assembly.
GGCCGGUCCUAUUUUUAUCUAUAAAACCCCAUAUUAGUAGCCUGCUAGCAUAGCAAUAUUUCGAAACAGAGAGAGAGAGAGAGAGCGCGCGCUUGGAAAGAUCGAGAAACCAGAGAGAACGAAAAAAUGAAGCAGAUCUUCGUGAAAACUUUGACGGAGAAGACGAUAACUCUCGAGAUCGAGAAUAGCUACACCAUUGACAAUGUUAAGGCUAAAAUCCAAGAGAAGGAAGGAAUUCCAUCUGAGCAGCAGCGGUUGAUGUUUGCUGGGAAACAACUUGAAGAUGGAAGAACUAUGGCAGACUACAACAUCCAGAAAGAAUCAACGCUUCACCUGGCGCUGAGUCUCAGGGGAGGGGGACGUGGACAAAUCACGAUUAAUCCAACUCUUAGGGCUUUGGCUGAAAAAUCCAACGCGCGCAAGAAGAUCUGCCGCAGGUGUUAUGCUCGCCUUCCUCUGAAAGCCACUAACUGUAGGAAGAAGAAAUGUGGUCACACCAAUGAGUUGAGGCUCAAGAAGCCAUUUGACCCCUAAGGCCUAAGCAACUUCGAGUAGAAGAACUGAAGAACCAAUAUAAUGCAUUUCGAUCGUGUUAAUUACGUAUUUUAGUUUAUUGGAUCUAGUCAAUCCUUUUAUUAUGCAUGUAAACAGGAGACUUCUAUAUUAGGGGUAAUAUCAAAUAUGGGGUGUUACUUUAUUUCAAAUCAUCGAUCAUCUGAGUUGGAUAUUUCGUUGUUUAAUACGGAGUAUAUAGUUCGUAUAAACUUCGUAUAUCGUACUUAUGUGUGUCUCUAUAAUUAUACAUUGUCAUUUGCCUUUCUCCCAUUUUGCUUGGUUUGGAUCUAUCCAUGUUUUAUUUAAGUAUUGAUGAAUGAUA